This is a messenger RNA of Vombatus ursinus (common wombat), 1218 nucleotides long. Its product is annotated as zinc finger protein 501-like. Gene Ontology annotation, molecular function: DNA-binding transcription repressor activity, RNA polymerase II-specific. The transcript is spliced from 6 exons. The annotation marks the transcript as partial. Lineage: Eukaryota; Metazoa; Chordata; Mammalia; Diprotodontia; Vombatidae. Gene Ontology annotation, biological process: negative regulation of transcription by RNA polymerase II. The record is from RefSeq and is a predicted model, not a curated record.
AUGAAGUGGGAGGGGAGCAGCCCGAAGGGGUGCCGAGAGGUGGAGGGGCUUGGUGGCUUGGCCAGGAGGCCAGGGUCCCUGGAUCCCAAUCCUGGGUUCUGCCCCUCCCCCUCAGCCCUGCCCUACCUCCCCGUGCUUAAGCAUUGGGAAUCAUUAACAUUCAAGGAUGGGGCCGUGGACUUCACCCCAGAGGAGUGGGGAUGCCUGGGCCCUUCUGAGAAGGAGCUGUACAGGAAUGUGAUGCUGGAGAAUUAUGGGCAUCUGGUCUAUCUGGGACUCGCUAUUUCCAAGCCAGAUGUGAUCUGCCAUUCGGAGAGAGGGGACCCUCCUUGGAAGCCAGUGAUUAAAGUCCCAAGGACCAGCUUUCCAGGUAAGAUUCAUACUGGGGAGAAACCUAAAUAUCCUGAAUGUGGAAAGAGCUUCAGGAGAAGCACAGAGACUACAGAAAAUCAGAAAAUUUGUACUGGAGAGAAAUCCCUUGGAUAUGAUGUAGGUGUGAAGAACUUCUGGAAGGCAGCUCUCACUCCACAUGUGAAAGUACUUUGGGGGAAGAAAUUUUACGAAUGUUAUGAACGUGGAAAAGCAUUCCACAGGAAGACAUCCCUUAGCCAACAUCAGAUGAGUCAUACUAGAGAGAAGUCUUAUGAAUGUAGUGAAUGUGGGAAGGCCUUCCGUAGGAAAGGAGUCCUUACUCAACAUGUGGAAAUUCACACUGGAGAGAAACCUUAUGAAUGUGGUGAAUGUAAAAAGACCUUUCAAAGAAAGACAACCCUUAUUCUACAUCAGACAACUCAUACUGGUGAAAAACCUUUUGAAUGUAGUGAAUGUAGCAAGACCUUUACCUAUAAAUCAUAUCUUACUCAACAUAGGAGAAUUCAUACUGGAAAGAAACCUUAUAAAUGUAAUGAAUGUGGGAAGGCCUUUAACAGGAGACCAGAGUUUACUCAACAUCAGAGGAUUCAUACCACAGAAAAACCAUAUGAAUGUCAUGAGUGUGGGAAGGCCUUUCAUUGGAAAAGAGUUGUUACCCAGCAUCAGAAAAUUCAUACUGGAAAGAAACCUUUUAAAUGUAACAAAUGUGGGAAGGCUUUCCCAUUUAAUUCAUAUCUCAAUCAACAUAUGAGAAUUCAUACUGGAGAGAAACCUUAUGAAUGUCAUGAAUGUGGGAAGGCUUUUCACAGGAAGACAACCCUUGUUAAACAUCAGAGAAUUCAUACU